AUGACUUCAAACGACCGUCGACGGGCGGAUGAGGAGGAGGCUCCACCCGAUUCUUCACAUCAUUUCAAUGCGAUCGAGCCAUUGAGACGGCUAGAAGCUGCUCUUCCACUUGGAAGUGCUCAGUCUGCUCCCAUCGAUGCGACUAUUCUUCCCACCACAACUUCGGCACGGCGACGGGCCUCCGUCGUCUCGUCCGCUCUCGACGGAGACAUUCACCUGUCAGAAAAGGUCGCCGAGCAACAAGAGAGCGGACAUGCUUUGACCGGCACGUCUGCAGAGCAAGAGACGGUGCUGUACCUAGCAUACGGCUCAAAUCUCGCCUCUCAGACUUUCCGUGGAAUGAGAGGAAUCAAGCCGCUGUCGGAGAUUCCAGUGCUCAUACCAGAGCUUCGUCUGACCUUUGAUCUUCCAGGCAUUCCCUACGCUGAGCCGUGCUUUGCGGGCACGCAGUAUCGGGAUCCUGACUUGCCCACUGAUGCAGAGCCACAUCAACACGGCAAUGUGUCUGAAACUGAGGACGACAUGGUCUCUGAAAAGGCACCGCUUCUGUCAGGUACACAAGAAGUGCGGAGGACGGAGGCGAGCCGGAAACGAUGGCACAAGCCUCUGAUUGGGGUUGUGUACGAGGUCACCCUGGCUGACUAUGCAAAAAUCAUUGCGACGGAGGGUGGUGGACGCGGCUAUCGAGAUGUGGUGAUCAAUUGUUACCCCUUUGCCGAAGGAUUCAAGUCCACAGAUCCCGUCCCGGAUCAUCCUGAUACCACGCCCUUCAAGGCCCACACGCUUCUGUCACCCGGUGCCGAUGAUGCCCGGAAGAGAAUAGAAGCGGCCAAACGUGGUCAUUCUGCUGUUGAUGCUUCAGUUACAUGCACGUCUUCUUCAAAAUCCUCCUUUUUCAGUGAUUUUGCGCCACAAAUGCGUCCGGACCCUGAAUAUGCGCAGCCUUCUGCUCGCUAUCUCAACCUUCUGGUGACUGGCGCCGCCGAGCACGAUCUCCCCGUGAGCUACCGAGAGUACCUAUCUCAAAUUCAUACCUACAGAAUCACUACAGUCCGCCAGAAAAUUGGCAAAUUCGUGUUCGUUGGUCUGUGGGCACCUGCGAUUCUCUCCCUUCUAACUUUCUCGAAACGGUUCGCCGGCCCUGACGGACGAAGCCCACCAUGGCUAGUCAAUUUGUCGAAUAUUCUGAUCUCCGCUAUGUGGUACACGUAUGACAUGUUCUUUAAACCAGUGUAUGGCGACGGGGAGCGGACGUUGGGUGAUGUGCCAUCGAUUUAA
This is a messenger RNA of Penicillium oxalicum, 1278 nucleotides long. RefSeq lists its product as uncharacterized. The coding region runs from base 1 to 1278 and encodes 425 amino acids. The transcript has a single exon. The record is from RefSeq and is a predicted model, not a curated record. Gene Ontology annotation, molecular function: gamma-glutamylcyclotransferase activity. NCBI's taxonomy places the organism in Eukaryota, Fungi, Ascomycota, Eurotiomycetes, Eurotiales, Aspergillaceae.